GGAGGCGGCGGGCGGCGACAGCCCGGGCGCGGACGCCCUCGGCGCGGGCUGGGGCAUUACCAAGGGCCUCGACCCCGAAAUGGCGCUGCUGGCCGAGCACCUGCUCAAGCCGCUGCCCGCAGACCGGCAGAUCGAGACCGGGCCCUUCCUGGAGGCGGUGGCCCAUCUGCCGCCCUUCUUCGAUUGCCUGGGGUCCCCGGUGUUCACGCCCAUCAAGGCAGACAUCAGUGGGAACAUCACAAAGAUCAAAGCCGUGUACGACACCGACCCAGCCAAGUUCAAGACCCUGCAAAACAUCCUGGAGGUGGAGAAGGGGUUGUAUGGAACGGAGUGGCCCAAAGUGGGGGCCACAUUGGCGCUGCUGUGGCUGAAAAGGGGCCUGCGCUUCAUCCAGGUGUUCCUGCAGAGCAUCUGCGACGGGGAGCGGGACGAGAACCACCCGAACCUCAUCCGAGUGAACGCCAACAAGGCCUAUGAGAUGGCACUGAAAAAGUACCAUGGCUGGCUGGUGCAGAAAAUCUUCAAGGCAGCCCUGUAUGCAGCACCCUACAAGUCUGACUUCCUAAAGGCGCUCUCUAAGGGGCAGAACGUGACAGAGGAGGAGUGCCUGGAGAAGAUCCGCCUCUUCCUGGUCAACUACACGGCCACCAUCGACGCCAUCUAUGACAUGUACACCAAGAUGAACGCAGAGCUUGACUACACGGUGUAGGCGCCUGACACGCCGCCAGCGACGUGGGAGCAAGCAACCCGGAAUCACUGUGAAUCAAGCUGCGUCCCCCAGCUCAGCCGCCAGGCCAGCCUGGGUCUGCAGGGGGGCAGCCUCGGCUUGUUAGAGAUCAUUUGCUUUUUUUUUUUUUUUUUUUUGCCUAUU
This is a messenger RNA of Acomys russatus (golden spiny mouse), 871 nucleotides long. It is a transcript of the gene Gltp, whose product is annotated as glycolipid transfer protein. Lineage: Eukaryota; Metazoa; Chordata; Mammalia; Rodentia; Muridae. The transcript is spliced from 5 exons. Gene Ontology annotation, biological process: ceramide transport; intermembrane lipid transfer. Bases 80 to 709 code for a protein of 209 amino acids. The record is from RefSeq and is a predicted model, not a curated record. Gene Ontology annotation, cellular component: membrane; cytoplasm; cytosol. Gene Ontology annotation, molecular function: ceramide 1-phosphate binding; ceramide 1-phosphate transfer activity.